AUGCUCCGGCGUCUUCGGCUUGUCUUCUGUAGCGGACACGGCUUCUUGAGUGACUACGCGCGCGAGGGUGGUGUUCUUGCAUGUGCGGUGAUGCUUGGAGAGUUGGGGGGUGGCAUAGAACUGGAUCCCGUCCAAGAGAAGCAGACAAAGCAAAAGAAGAAGGAAAAUCUUGCCUCGACGCACGGUGCUGUAGGACAGGAAACAUCCAGCUGGUGGAAGCAUAGAAGACGAUCCAUGCCAGUCCGUCGUUUCAUGCAGGAGUACGCGGAUGAAGACUGCGAUCGUGAUGGCGAUCAUGCACAAAGGAACCUUCAACCAAGGCUGAUUACAGGUAGGGAACAAGCAGAAAAGAGACAGCGCGGACGCUAUCAUCUUCACGACGACAAAAGUCGUGAACGUCGUGUUUUGAAGAAGAGUUUGUUUCCAGAAAGAUCACUUUCUCUAUGA
This is a messenger RNA of Seminavis robusta, 447 nucleotides long. The record is from the annotation of a GenBank genome assembly. Lineage: Eukaryota; Bacillariophyta; Bacillariophyceae; Naviculales; Naviculaceae.